AUGAUCUCCGCGCGUGCUUUCGUUGCGCCUUCGCGCCAAUGCUUGCGGGGCUUGCGAGUCGCUCCCACCCAAGCAUCCCCAUUUUCACAGUUUCGCGGAUAUGCCGCCGCUGCCAAGGGCAAAGUCGGCGCGUUCAAGGGAACCAAGGGCCCUGAUGGCAACUACACAGUGACUCUCAUUGAGGGUGACGGAAUUGGGCCCGAGAUCUCUCAGUCCAUCAAGGAUAUCUUCUCCGCCGCAAAGGUUCCUAUCAAGUGGGAGCCCGUUGAUGUUACGCCAAUUCUGAAGGACGGACGCACCACAAUCCCCGAGUACGCUAUCAAUAGUGUCCGCAAGAACUACGUUGCUCUGAAGGGCCCCCUCGCUACUCCCAUUGGCAAGGGACACGUUUCUCUCAACCUUACUCUUCGCCGUACCUUCAACCUCUUCGCUAACCUUCGUCCUUGCCGCUCCGUUGCCGGAUACAAGACCCCAUACGACAACGUCGACACUGUCUUGAUUCGUGAGAACACUGAGGGUGAAUACUCUGGUAUCGAGCACGUUGUUGUUGAUGGCGUUGUCCAGAGCAUCAAGCUUAUUACACGCGAGGCAUCCGAACGUGUUCUCCGCUUCGCUUUCCAACAUGCUGAGGCUUCUGGCAAGAACAAGGUCCGUGUUGUGCACAAGGCUACUAUUAUGAAGAUGUCCGAUGGUCUUUUCCUCAACACUGCCCGGGAAGUUGCCAAGGAGUUCCCGAAUAUCGAGUUUGAUGCCGAGCUCCUCGACAACACCUGCUUGAAGAUGGUCACUGACCCCACGCCAUACAACGACAAAGUCCUUGUCAUGCCCAACUUGUACGGUGACAUUCUCUCGGACAUGUGCGCCGGUCUCAUUGGCGGUCUCGGUCUUACACCGUCCGGAAACAUUGGUGACGAGUGCUCUAUCUUCGAAGCUGUGCACGGUUCUGCUCCGGACAUUGCCGGCAAGGCCCUUGCUAACCCCACUGCGCUCUUGCUCAGCAGUAUCAUGAUGCUGCAGCACAUGGGCCUCAACGAGUACGCUACUCGUAUCCAGAAGGCCGCCUUUGACACCCUGGCUGAGGGCAAGACCCUCACCGGUGACCUUGGUGGAUCUUCCAAGACCCACGAAUAUGCCGGAGCUAUCAUCAAACGCCUAUAA
Talaromyces rugulosus is the source of this 1158-nucleotide messenger RNA. RefSeq lists its product as uncharacterized. Gene Ontology annotation, molecular function: isocitrate dehydrogenase (NAD+) activity; magnesium ion binding; NAD binding. Gene Ontology annotation, biological process: tricarboxylic acid cycle; isocitrate metabolic process. The record is from RefSeq and is a predicted model, not a curated record. Gene Ontology annotation, cellular component: mitochondrion. Lineage: Eukaryota; Fungi; Ascomycota; Eurotiomycetes; Eurotiales; Trichocomaceae. Bases 1 to 1158 code for a protein of 385 amino acids. The transcript has 6 exons.